This is a messenger RNA of Melanotaenia boesemani (Boeseman's rainbowfish), 2728 nucleotides long. RefSeq names its product SUMO specific peptidase 7b (gene senp7b). Gene Ontology annotation, biological process: protein desumoylation. The transcript has 21 exons. Gene Ontology annotation, cellular component: cytoplasm; nucleus. Gene Ontology annotation, molecular function: SUMO-specific endopeptidase activity. Lineage: Eukaryota; Metazoa; Chordata; Actinopteri; Atheriniformes; Melanotaeniidae. Bases 241 to 2655 code for a protein of 804 amino acids. The record is from RefSeq and is a predicted model, not a curated record.
GCAACGUCAGCUACGUCUCUGUUAUCUUCUUAUUGUUUAGCUCGAACCGGCUGGUGGAAUUAGUGUGGUAUUUAAUGUUUUUGGGGAUUAUUCCUUCUUUUCCCCCGGACCGGACCGCGGUUCUCCUGCAGCACAUGGCCAACCAGAGACGUUGUACCGGAACCAGUUUACCGGCAGAUAGUUUAGCCUAGCGGCUAGCAGGCUACUUAGCCGCAUAGGUGGCUGCUACGCUGACGGAGGAUGGCCUUUCCCUUCAAAAUCCCGAAGAAGAAACAUGCCGAUGACUCCGCCCACACGCACCUGCAGUCACCGCUGUCCCGCCUCCAGAGCUCCGCCCCUCAGACUAAGGGCUACGGGGACCAGUCCGGCCGAGCCGCUGCCAGCAGGAUGCAUGCUGGGAACAGCUCCUCUGCCGGCAGACUCAGGACGCCCAGCAGGCCGCUGUUCACUGACGUGGUCAAAACCCUGCUGGAAAUCAACAGCCCCGAGGGAGGCGGAGCCUCAGCAGCCAAUCACAGCUCACCAGGAAGGUGGAGCUGCCAGUCACGGCCGGGACAGACUAACGGGUGGCGACCGAAGCGAGCAUCUGACCGCCUGCUGCUGCCUGAGUCCACCUCACCUCCACCACAGAAGAAGAAAAGCUCUGAAUCCUCCCGGGCUAAGAGCAUCUCUGUGGAAGCCAGGGACUCUCUGGCUGAGCUGCGACCCCAGAAGCAUGCUGGGAAUUUGAGUUCUUCGGUGUCAUGGAGGGAGAGCGACGCAGGAAAACAGCAGAAGAAGAAUUCGUCCAGCUCAGGACUGGAGGAGACGUCAGAGGAGGAGUUCACGUCUCCGUCCAGAACCAGAACCCGAGUGUCUACAGGCAUGAAAACGCCCUCUUCCUCCUCCUCUGUCUCCAUGGUGAAGACUGUCUCGUCGCCAAGGGCAACAGCUGUGAGUAAGCAGAGUGUGGACCGGAUGAAGGAUGUGAUGGAGGCUCAGAGAGACAGAUGGAGACAGUUCAGAGAGAAGAAGACCAGAUCUGCUGUCCUCCAUCUGAGACUGAAGAAACCCGAACAGACGACAGCAGAACCCAUCGUCCUGUCGAGUGAGGAGGAGGAGGAAGGUGAUGAAGCACAGAGGGCUUGUCAGAGAGGAAGGUGUGACCAGCAGGUUUCCAGGGGCCCUCGUCCACCGACGCCGCCCUCCUUCCUGCAGCUGGAGUUCACCGCCCUCCACGCCGGCCUGGAGGACGCCCACGCCGGCGGGCCGAUGACGGUCACAGAGAACAGCAUCACUCUUCCUGUUAAAGGGGUUGAGGAGGGCCAGGUGACGGUGGUGGCGUCUCAGCUCCGUGGUUACGGCCUUUGGGAUGGAGGCGUGGCCCAAGGCGGGACCCUGCUGGCUGACUGGAAAGGCCCCGCCCCCUCGCUGCUGUUCCUGUGGGUGUCAGACGCUCAGGCCAACCUGCUGCAGAGGGAGCUGUCAUCCAUCCAGAACGCCUCCCCCAACGGUCCUCCGUGCUCCGUCCUCCUGCUGGUGCUGCAGGAGCAGCUGCAGGAGCUGCAGGCCGCUCUGCUGGCCUCCAUCCUGGACUUACAGGAGUACCAGCAGGGCCGCACCUCCUCCUCUGGGGGGCCCACCUCCCCUCUGGAGUGGGCUGAUGGUCUGCUGCUUGUGCACAGCUGCCCACCUCCUGUGGACCAGCACCUCCUCCGCCUGCUGGGACACUCAGCGAAGUCCAGUCGGCUGAGGGGCAGACAGGUGAAACAGUCAGGUCUGCAGCAGCUGCCCACCAGGCUGCUCCAGUAUCCUCUGGUCCCGUGUAAGGGCCGGAUCACGGUGACCCAGGAGGACCUGGCCUGUCUGGAUGCCGGCGAGUUCCUGAAUGAUGUCAUCAUCGACUUCUACCUCAAGUACCUCCUACUGGAGGGCGUUGGUGGCUCGGUGGCCCAACGGAGUCACGUCUUCAGCAGCUUCUUCUACAAACAGCUGAGCCGGCGGCGGGCGGCCGGCGAAGACCACACCCCCUCCGCCCCCGACCGGCACAUGCGGCACCAGAGAGUGAAGACCUGGACCCGACACGAGGACAUUUUCACCAAAGACUUCCUGUUUGUGCCUGUCAAUCAAGAGGCUCACUGGUUCCUGGUGGUGGUCUGUUUUCCAGGUCUGGAUGCGGUCCGACACGAGGACUUCCAGCCCGGAGCAGGUGGAUCGGAGAAUCCGGCAGGAAAAUCCACGUCUGAGCUCAGAUCUCAGCAAACACCAGACUGCACCCGGCAGGGCUGGAGGAAGAGUAUGGUGAUGAAGAGGCCGUGCAUCCUGGUCAUGGACUCUUUGAAGCUUUCGUACCACGAGAACGUCUGCAGGUUGAUCCGAGACUACCUGCAGGUGGAGUGGGAGGUGCACGGGAAGACGCCUCGGCUCUUCACGCCGGACAGCAUGAGGAGCUGCAGCUGCAGAGUUCCUCAGCAGGACAACAGCAGCGACUGUGGCGUCUUCCUGCUGCAGUACGUGGAGAGCUUCCUGCAGAACCCCGUCGUGCACUUUGACCUCCCGGUGCGGUUGGAGAACUGGUUUCCACGGCAACGAGUGCGACAGAAGCGCGAGGAGAUCCGGAGUCUGAUCAUGAGGCUGAAGGACGAAGAACCAAACAAUGAAAGAACUUUCCUCUGAUCUGAUCUACUUCCUGCUGAUGUAAAUAACUUUUCUUCUACUUCCUGUUUUCUAAAUAAAAGUAUUUAUUUUA